GCUCUGGCGUCGGCGAUCGCAGCCACUCAGGUGAUGAAGGCUCAGCAGGUGGUGAAAGCAGAAAACGGAGAAGAGGUUUUGAUCCCGUUGGCGGAGGACGGUUCAGCUGAUGUGGAGCACAACGUGGAUCUGCCGGACUACCUGCCGGAAGAUGAGAGUCCAUCUCAGGAGCCCGACAAGGCGGUGACCCGGGUGGGAUCCGGCCAGGAGGGGACCAGCUGGCUGGGUGCUGCCACCAACUUCCUGUCCCGCUCUUUCUACUGGUGACCUAAAGUCCUCCCGCCUCCUCUCAGAACCAAAAUCUACCAGCUGCCAAAUCUCACCGCUGUCCGUCUGAGCUGGAGGGACAAUCUGAGACAGACCUUCCAACAGUGAGAGUACAAACCUGCAGCGUCCAUCACUCCGACGCUGCGAGGACGAGACAACCAACAGGAUUGUGGUUUUAGUUUGAAGUUUCUGUGAGAGAAGUGUGACGACGUUCUCUCUGUAAACGGGUCCAUCUGUUCCAAACCAAAUUGUCUUAACGGACAGGAAGUGUCCUGGAGCGACAUGAACAAACACCAACGAGUUAGAAUAAACCGAACAGGACGUCCCUCUCUUCCUUUUACCCUUCUAUUAUUUAUUUGACUUUUCUUUCUGCAGUUUGACGUGUUUUUAAAGGACGAGCAGCAGUCAGAGUUCAGUCAGCUGUGCCUUCAGUUCGUCACAAACGUCCUGCUGCUUCACUUCACGCUGAGGCUGGAGCCAACUGCUGUUCCUUUUAUUGAUUCAUUCUGACAUUCAGAUAUCAGAAAUAAUGACAAAUGCCCAACAAGGUGAGGCGUCCAAACAGUAAUCUGCUUCUCUGCGCUGCACUGCGCCAAGAACCAGAGUGUCGCUCAUACUGCAGCGGAAGACUCUUCAGUAGUCGAGUGCAAAUGAAAAACAGUGACGAUGAUGAUGAAGUCCAUGGUCAUUGGUUGGCCGACUAAAAGAAAUCCGAGACACUGUGAUUAUAAUUAUAAUUAUGAGCUCGUUGGUAAACCGAUGUGUCUUCAUCAGGGUAUCAUGGUGACUUAAUCAAUGGAACCAAACGAGAAAACUGAUCAGCUCUUAUCUCUGAUUUAUGUUAUUGGAGCGCAGAGCAGAGGGGGCGGGGCUUACGGGGAGGCUCAACUAGAAACUGGUACAGUGUUCUUUAUUAUUAUUAUUAUUAUUAUUAUUAUUAUUAUUAUUUGGGUAUUUGUCAUCAUUUUUGACUAAUUAAGUAAAACAGUACUAAUAGUAGGUUGCAGCCUUCCUGCAUUACUGCGGUGAUGUUACAGGACCACAAACAGAUCCGAGGUCAGAGAGACGGACUGAAAGGUCACAGGUUUGAUUCCUCUCCGCUCUGAUUACGUCCUCCUCGGGUCAACGAGCGAACGGUGCUUUACUUUCUGACUAUGAUUUUCUCUGUGACCGGUCAGAGGUCAGAUGUCAGUGAGCUUUCUGGAGCUGGUCGUCGUGUUUACACCCCCAUCCCUGUAUGAAUGCCUUCGCACUGAACGUUUCGGACACUGAGCUGGUCGUGUGUUAUGGAGCAACGUUACCGGACUUUAUUUUUGUUUUGUGAACAUUUUGCGCACUUUAAUCUGAGUGGAUGUUUGAAAGUAGAGUAGAAGUCUGCAUUUGAAUCAUUGGACCACGUUACAAGCUUUAGAACUUGAGUUGAACAACAAGAUCUGACCACAGUGUGAAGGUUCAGUGUUUAUGACCGUAGGAAAAGAUUCGUUGUGAAACAGUGAAUUUAUUUCAUUGUUGGUGUUUUGUUUGAGGUGGAGCUCACAUUCCUUGUCUCCUGCUGUUGAUUCAUUAUUGUAACUAGUCCUGUCACAAUAACUGCCGCUGUUGGAUCACAGAUAUUACAGAUUGCCACUGAUUUAACUAUAAGACAAGUACAACAGUUCACUUCUAAUUUUUAAGAAAAUUCAAGGCCCGACCAACCCAAUUUUUCUUCCGACAGACGAAACGUAUUUCUGGCAGCCUAAACAAGCACCGAAGCUGAGACACACACUGGUGGCGAACAUUAACAGGUGGGGCUCGCCCCCUAAAGAGCAGCCCUCGCCACAAUUAUGGUAAUUGUCAUUUUCAGGUGUUGCACUUUAAUGAUCUCCUCCUAGAAUUCAUCAGAUUAACUUCAUAUUUGGUCUCUGCAAUCCAAAGGCCUGUGUAAUGAAAAGUUAUUAAAAGCUUGAGUUAGCGUUGAAUACAAAAAUGUCUUUAGUAGAUAAAACAUAAUUAAAACCACACAGUACAUAAAAUAGAUAUACUGCACUUAAAUAAACAUUAACAAAACAUCAUGAAACAGUGAGUCCAUACAGUGACAGCUUUACAUUGUAUGUAUAUGGAACAAUAAGUGGAUCAGUAUUGUGACAGGCCCGAUGAAAAACUGAUGAAAACUGUAACUGGUUGUUACAGUCUGUUUUUAUUUAUCUUCCAGCAGUGUUUCUUCAGACCUUUAGUGACCUUUAAUGACCUUUAAUGACCUUGUACAGAUUUGUUCUGUGCUCAUAUGACGCUGUUGUUCUUUGUGUGUCCGUGUACCUGCCCGCUGUGCUCAUAGCUCCGCCUACACCGCACACUGUCCAAUCACAUUCUGAGGAGCCUGUAGUCAGACGUUCGCAUGAUGCUUGAAUCUAAAUGCAGUACUGGCCUGAAUAUGAGACAUUUAGAAUAAAAUGGCAGAUUUGAUUUCUUGUGGAGUUUUCUUCUUAACAAACAUGUUGAAUAUGUUUCUAUAACAUUUGAUUUUUCUUUUCUCUUCCUGGUUCUUGCUGCCAGUGUCUGUCAGUCAGCAACAACAACAUGAGACUAUCAGCAGAAAUCUGUCCACAUUCAAGAGAUUAAGCUUCAUAUAUUAAAUAGUAAACUAAACUGCAACCUGCUGCUGUUUGUAGAAACACAAUCAGCUGUUGGAGUUUUCCGUCACUCUCUUUUCGUUGGUUUGGGCGUCACAGAAACGAUUUCAUUAAAGCUGAAACUAGCUAAAGAUUGAUUCUCAUUGGCAGUACUGAGCCUACCUGAGAAUACCCACAGCGCCACAGACGGGUUGGGGGAGAGAACGUGCUGCUGCGUUCACCGUAGGAAGGGGAGGGUGGCGCGAAGACUUUGCAAUCAGCAACUACACUGGAAGUCUGCUGUAACGUCCUCAGAUAUAAAACCACCCAAAGUUUUAUUUUACCCUAAAUUCCAAAAUCAAACCUUCCUCUUGUGUUCGUGCUAAUGACAGAAAUGUGUUCCAUUAAUCAAUCGGUGUCAGUAUUGAUCAGGUCGGCUCCCUCACAGUGAACUCUGGUACCUGCUCAGGUUACAUUCAAGUUUCACUAAACAGCUCCAAAUUAGUCUUUAUUUCAUUCAUGUGAUUUCUAUGGAAAUCCUGAUUUUUGAGUUGUUCCCUGAAACGUGAAUGUUCUUCACCACCACCACCAUCAUCAUCAUCAGUGUGCUGCUGUUCUGUAAUGAUUCCUGAACGUUUCUUGAGAAUAAAAACAUGAAUGUCUGCA
Morone saxatilis (striped sea-bass) is the source of this 3521-nucleotide messenger RNA. RefSeq names its product armadillo repeat-containing protein 1-like. NCBI's taxonomy places the organism in Eukaryota, Metazoa, Chordata, Actinopteri, Moronidae. The record is from RefSeq and is a predicted model, not a curated record. Gene Ontology annotation, molecular function: protein binding; metal ion binding.